UUUUGACACAAUUUCUAAUAAAUUACAAACAAAAAAGAUUUUCAUUUUUAUUUUUGUGCCGUUUAGGGAAAAUUUUCUUAAAUUAUUGCACUAAAACAAAGGAAAUUUGAAAUAAACAAAUUAUGAUUAGAUUAGUUUAAAAAAGUAGAUAAAUUUAUGAAAAAACUUUGGCAAAGAGAAAAAUUGAAAAAAUAUUAUGGCCAGCAGCAGCAAUCAUUUUGAGACACCCACAAUUGCAUCGAAUUCAUCAUCGAAUGCGGAGUUUUAUGAUGCAGAAAGUAAUGAUGAUAGUGAUACAUGUUGUGUUUUCAAGAGCUUAGCGGAAAUAGAAGUGAGGCGGAUAACUAAAGAAGGAAACUUAACAGAAGAAUUUUGCUGUGCUAAAUGUGGACGAAGUGUACAGGAACUUAUAGACAGGGAAAAGUUAAAAACAGAAGAACUAAAAACAAAUGCUUUAGAUAAAAUGCAAACACUAGCUGAAAUCGAACCUAUGGUAAAACAAGAACAACAUACAAAUAACACCAUCAAUGAUUCACGAGCUUUAGAAUCGAUUUCUGAAAGUGAUUCCUUCACCACACCGGAGCUUUCAAAAGACUCGAUUUUAGAGGUGUCACCGGAACAAAACAAAAGCAAUGCUACAAAUAACGCUUUAACAAACACAAAUUCCUUGAAUAGUGCCGAUAGUGCUCUAUUACAAGAUCCCAUAUGGCGUGGCCAUAAAAAACAUAUUUUCAUAUUGAGUGAGGCUGGCAAACCCAUUUACUCUCUACAUGGUUGCGAAGAUAAAUUGGCAAUACUAUUUGGCAUAAUACAGGCUUUAGUGAGUUUUGUGGAAAAUACUCAAGAUGUUUUAACGUCUAUACAUGCCCGUGGCAUACAGUUUGUGUUUAUGAUUAAAAGCCAUUUAAUAUUUGUUGCCGCCUCAAGGACAAACAUGAGUGUUACACAAUUGCAAAUGCAAUUAAACGAUGUUCACAAUCAAAUUCUAUCUACCCUAACUUUCACCCAAUUAACGAAAAUUUUCCAACAUCGUAAAAAUUUCGAUCUACGCCGCCUGCUAGAGGGUAGCGAGCGUUUAAUAAACAAUCUGUUGUUGAACGACAGUAGCAAUAAAAAAGUAACAAAUAAUGUUUUUACAUUUCUAACCAAUUCGAUAAGAUGCUUACCCAUGCAGUCGUCGACCCGUUCCAGUAUAGUGAGUGCGAUAAAGGAUAAUUGUAGUAAAAUUAAGAAUUUAGUAUUUGCCAUAUUAAUAGCAAAGAAUCGUUUAAUAUGUUUGGUGCGCAUGAAAAAGUAUUCAAUACAUCAAUCGGAUUUAAGAUUAAUUUUCAAUUUAAUCGAUAGUACGGAAUCAUUUAAAACCUCUGAAAAUUGGACACCCAUUUGUUUGCCAAAAUUCGAUAUGAAUGGUUAUUUGCAUGCUCAUGUUUCGUAUCUAGAAGAUGAAUGUCCGGCCUGUUUACUAUUGCUUACCGUCGAUCGUGAUGAUUUCUUUACGCUGUCGAGUGCUAAAAAAUCCAUUACAGAAAAAAUGAAACGUUCUCAAUGUUUGGAGAAUAUCAAUGAAUCAGUGCAGCAUAUAACAAAUCCAAAAUAUCAAUUAAAUGCUCAAAAUAUUGGCAUACCGGAAUUAAGACAUUUCAUUUAUAAACCCAAAUCAACUGCUCAAGUUCUCUGUUCAGAAUUAAUACCGCCCUAUAUAUCGCUGCCAGAAUUUGAACGUUUAGAGGGUAUUUACUGUGAUCUAAUGGAAAGAGUUCAUCAUUCAGCGAGACCGUUGAAAUUAAUAUUCGAAGCAAAAAGUAGUGAAGUUAUAUUGGCCUGGUCCACUGCUACCUAUGAGCUUUAUGCCGUUUUCGAACCCUUGACAAAGAAAAGUACUGUCAUUAAAAAUGUUGAUAAAUUAAUCAAAUGGAUUGAUAAGGAAUAUGAUACUUAUUUUAUACGUACUCAUCCAACAUUUUGAUUAUGGUCUGUCUUUGGAUGAUUGCUGUUCAUACAACAACAAGUAUUCGUUUAAAUUUGAAAUAUAGUGAUUAUAAAAACAACCACAACAAAAAAAGCAAUUCAACAAUUUUAAGUAUUCUUCAAAGUUUCCAGUUAAAAAUACAUUUAAAUCUGCUCAGCCAAUAAAAUCAAAUUUGCUGCUGUGGCCCUUGUGCUAUGGAAUUGUGUACAUUUAAAGAAACCAACAAAGUGAGUGUCGUCCCUGCGUGUUUGUAUGCAAAAAUUGUGUAUUUUAAAUAAAAUGUAUAUAAUUAUUAAA
Lucilia sericata (common green bottle fly) is the source of this 2266-nucleotide messenger RNA. It is a transcript of the gene Mon1, whose product is annotated as protein SAND. Lineage: Eukaryota; Metazoa; Arthropoda; Insecta; Diptera; Calliphoridae. Gene Ontology annotation, biological process: protein targeting to vacuole; endosome to lysosome transport via multivesicular body sorting pathway. The transcript is spliced from 4 exons. Bases 197 to 1966 code for a protein of 589 amino acids. The record is from RefSeq and is a predicted model, not a curated record.